CCUCACCAAUGGCCAAUAGCUUCCUCACCUCCAUCAUUGAUAAGCGCAUAAGCAUUUCUUGCAGGUUGAAUCAUGGAUCCCAAUGACUUCUCUAACAUGUGGAGGUAUCCACCAACACCAGAAUGAGGUUACGCAGAAGCUUCAUGGGGCAACCAAGAUGGUGGAAGCCAAGUAUUUGCGUUUUACCAACCUCUCUUCAAUGAAGAACAACCAUACAAUGAGGAUUUCAAGAAGCUUCUCUAUACCAAGAAGACUUUCUUCCACAACCCGAGAUGAAAUCCAAGUUGGAGCUGGCUAUGUAGGCUUUCAUGAGACAUUCAUAAAGACCAUGUGACACUCCACAACCGGAUGCCAAGAGUUCAUUGCAGCUUGCCAUGGAGAAAUUUGAAAGAGCUUGUUCGAAUGAGGCUUACCAACCCCUGCCCCUCCUGAUUUUGUAGCUAGAAGAGAAAGUCGAGCA
Molecule: messenger RNA, 460 nt
Organism: Linum tenue
Lineage: Eukaryota; Viridiplantae; Streptophyta; Magnoliopsida; Malpighiales; Linaceae
Source: the annotation of a GenBank genome assembly